Molecule: messenger RNA, 1900 nt
Organism: Phialemonium atrogriseum
Lineage: Eukaryota; Fungi; Ascomycota; Sordariomycetes; Cephalothecales; Cephalothecaceae
Exons: 8
Coding region: 152-1900 (582 amino acids)
Biological process (GO): positive regulation of transcription by RNA polymerase II; negative regulation of transcription by RNA polymerase II
Molecular function (GO): chromatin binding; flavin adenine dinucleotide binding; transcription factor binding
Source: RefSeq, a predicted model, not a curated record
GUUAAGCACCAGCCUCCUCCCUUCAUAUGUCCAUCGCGAUCUCACCUUGCCCUGCCCACUUCGUCAUUGUUUUGUUACCCAACUGAUCGUCCAGUCUCGAGGCCUUGGAACAGCUGCUACAAGUACGCAGGAGGAUUGGGUCUCGCUCACGAUGGGAGAGUUCCAGGAGCAGAGUCCCCGCCAUGUCGGCAUCGUUGGGGCUGGAAUUUCUGGCCUGCGUUGCGCAGAUGUCCUGCUUUCUCGUGGAUUCGAGGUCACCAUGAUUGAGGCCCGGGACAGAAUCGGAGGGAGGAUCUGUCAGUCAGACGAGCUGGGGUACACUGUCGAUAUUGGUCCCAAUUGGAUCCAUGCCUGGACAGACUCGGACGAACCCCAUCCGAUCUACAGGGCUGCUACCGAGACCGGCACUCCCCUUCACCACUGGAACAACAAACAACUGAUCUACGACUCCGCCGGCGACACCCUGCCCGACGCCGUGACGGAGCGUCUGUCCACCCUUCUCUGGGAGAUCAUAGAACAGGCCUUCAAGUUCAGCCAGGACGCUCACGACACCGGCAGAGCUGCCGACAUUCCGAGCAAAGAGUCUCUUCAUGACUUUGUGAAGAAGAAGGCCGAGGAGCUCGUGCAGGAUGAGACGGAGCGGGGCCUCCUGGUCCAGAUGAGCGAGAUGUUUGGCGCCUACGUCGGCGAGCCCGUGUGGAAACAGAGUUUGAGGUUUGCCUGGAUGGAGGAAUGCUGUGGCGGAGAUGAGAUGUUUGUCGAAUCCAACUAUUCCAGCAUCCUCCAGCGUAUUGCUGGCCCCGCCCUCAGGAGUGCACGCAUUCUGCUGGGCAAACGCGUGACGGCCGUGUUGACUCCCGAGUCUCGCGCACCGGGAGGGAAGGUGACGGCGACGACGCAGAGUGGCGAGACGUUUUUCUUCGACGAAGUCGUCAUCACGACGCCCCUGGGCUGGCUGAAGCACAACCUUGACGUCUUCUCGCCGCCUCUACCGGCUCGGAUCAGCGCGGCGGUGAACAACAUCGGCUUGUCACAGCUGGAAAAGGUGUUUAUCACCUUCCCGUCCGUCUUCUGGACAGCCGACCCCGACGCAGAUACAUUUCCGUGCUACGCCAACUGGCUGGCCCCGGACUAUGCAGGCGACACCAACCCGCAAGGAUGGCCGCAAGAGAUCUGGGACCUGUCGUCCUUCAAGGCGCCCAACAACCACCCCACCAUCCUCUUCUAUCUCUACGGCGACUGCUCCCGCCACAUCGUCGACACGAUUUACGGGAAGCCCAAAGACGACAAAUUCCGGCUGCUCGACGAUUUCUUCCGCCCGUACUACUCCCGCCUGCCCGGCUUCGCGGCGGGGGACGAGAGGUGCGUCCCCGCGGCCAUCCUCGCGACCGAGUGGCUGAAAGACGAGCUCGGCGGCGGCGCGAGCUACUGCAACUUCCCGGUGGGCAUCGAGGAGGCCGACGAGGACGUCUUGGCUUUCCGACGCGGCUGCGAGGAGAGGCGGCUGUGGUUCUGCGGCGAGCACGCCGCGCCGUUUGAGGAGUGCGGCACCGUCGCUGGCGCGUACCUGAGCGGGGAAAAUGCGGCGGAGAAUAUCUCCCGGGUCUACGGGAGUCGGGCCAAAACAAAUCUCGUCAUUUCGUCCUUGCAGGGCUGCGGGGGGCCGCUUCAGUGUUCCUUGCAGCCCUACGACGCUAAAAGCUACACUACGAGUCUACGACAAUACCGGACCACUCAGUGGGUAAUAGCGGUUGACACGAGGUCGUCGUCGUCGCAUCCUGUCGCCUCUCCUGAUGAAAGUAUGGCGCUGGCAGUAUCGCCCCACCAGAGGAGGUGUGCCGCGUCCAAUCACAUCGUCAGCCAAACCGCCAGCACCAGGUUCGCUCGCCUAUCAGAUUGA